This is a messenger RNA of Fundulus heteroclitus (mummichog), 4572 nucleotides long. Its product is annotated as steroid 17-alpha-hydroxylase/17,20 lyase. The record is from RefSeq and is a predicted model, not a curated record. The transcript has 9 exons. Gene Ontology annotation, biological process: progesterone metabolic process; hormone biosynthetic process. Bases 1548 to 3131 code for a protein of 527 amino acids. Gene Ontology annotation, molecular function: steroid 17-alpha-monooxygenase activity; iron ion binding; heme binding. Lineage: Eukaryota; Metazoa; Chordata; Actinopteri; Cyprinodontiformes; Fundulidae.
UGCUCUAACCACUCGACCAGCACUAAAACGGACUCUGCACAUAUAAACCAGUACAAAAUGGGUCCAAAAGGAGGCAAAUUCUAAACCCAAUUACAAUUCAAGGCUAAAACUAACUUUGAAAGCUUAAUAUAAAUAGUUAAUGGCCAUUAAAACAGUGGGAAAACAAAGGAAAGCAAGAUGAAACUUUUAUAAACCAAGUGAAAGAACACCAACACCAGUUUAGACCAGAAUAAGUCCGGAACAUGUCUUAAAUAAGCCUAAACAAAAGGCCAACUCUAUUCCUGCCUGUUUCAAACGGCUGAAUUAAUGACAAAACUCAAGUUCAAACCCACCGUUUUCUUGGACCACAGACUGUCUAAAACCAAGUCCAACUCCACCUUGACUGCAGAGAACCACUCAGAAAAACCUUCAAAAUCAGUCAUAAAUCAGUGUAAAAAAUUAUAAAAGAAUAAACAAAGCUGAUUUCUAUUGGACGAACAAACAUACCCGAACAACUAGUAACAAAUUCUUAGAGCGAGUCCGAAAACCAUAGAAAAUCAACUCCUACAUAGUAUAAGAUAAGACGCUUUUAUUUGUCAUUAUACAUACAAAGUACAUGCUGUGUCCGAUGCGCCUGCAACCCGGUUCUGUAUAAGUGGAAGAUGACGAGUACAAGUAUCCCAACAGUUCUGAAGAAUUAUAUUCAAGAAAGUCCACAACCAACCGACAGAUAAUGACUCUGACAUAAAACAAGUCAAAAAUAUUCCUCAAGCACUCUACCAGAAACAUGUGCACUUUAUAAAAUUUUCUAAAAGCAAUUUAAACUCAAUCCAGGACCCAGUCUAAAAGUCCAAAGCCUAUCGUAUCACCUUAUAGAGUCCAAAACCAGCUCUUCACCCAAUGGGUCUAAAAUCAGACUGAACAGAUGCUUUCAGGCUAACCCAGUUCUGAAGGUCUAAAACCUGAAUUUAUACACUAUGCUAGACCGAGAUGAAAACAGAGCAAAAUCCUGCCUAACACCAGAACCAAACCACAGAACAGUGACCCAUGUAACACAUGUUGAACUGAUAUAACCUGCCCAGUUCAUUUCUGAGGCAAACUGCUCUAAAUCAGCCCAUCAGCAGCUCUAAGCAGUUUUAAAUCUAAUACACCAGAGACUAAAAACAGACCAAAAACAGUCGUGAAUGAAUUGAUAAACAGGUCCAGAACAAAAUGGGACGGACUGUGUUUGGUUUAGAACUUUUUCAGGCUCUAGAAACAUAAAAUGUUGCAGAUUUCAGAAUGUUUUACUUCCCCAUAAAGAGUAAAAAUGGUGAGAGGUGACAGAUCUGAGAGAAACAGGUGGUUGUUCUCCUUUAAGGUUUCCACGGUAACCCGUGGCAUUUGGCCUGAUAACAGCAAGGCCGCCUGAUGAAGAUAAACACACUCAGUCAUGGUCGUACAUCUGUAAUAACAGCACACACACACGUGACCUCUGACCUCUCCAAGGUUCCUCCCCGACUGACUCAGAUUAAAGCCAGGGUUCCUCGCCAUCCCCUCAUUCCCCUCCGACGCGCCACGCCGCAGCCAUGUUCGCCGGGCUCCUCGCCUCCAUCUGCGCCUCCUUCCCUCCACCCGUCCUCCUGCUCUUCGUCGUUCUCGUGGUGGUCGUCUGGUCUCUGGCCUGUCGGCGCUUCGUUCAUGAACCCAAACCUCUGAGCUCCGCCGGCCCGCCGCGGGGCUCCAUCCCCUGCUUGCCUCACCUCCCCGUCCUGGGGAGCCUGCCCUGGCUGGGAGGAGGCCUCCCCCCGCACCUCCUCUUCACCCAGCUGGCCCACAGGUACGGACCUCUGUUUGCAAUCUACCUGGGCCCUCACUACACCGUGGUGGUGAACAACCAUCAGCACGCCAGAGAGGUGCUGCUGCAGAGGGGCAAGGACUUCGCUGGACGCCCCAACAUGGUCACCACCAACCUGCUGACCCGAGGGGGCAAAGACAUCGCCUUUUCAGACUACUCUCCUCUGUGGAGGUUUCAUCGCCGCCUUGUCCACAACUCCUUCACUCUGUUUGGAGAGGGAACCAGCCGGCUGCAGGACAUCGUUUUGGGCGCGGUGGACAGUCUUUGUGUGGAGCUGUUGUCCCACGGGACUCGGGGCUUCGACCCGUCUCCCGCCAUAACCAGAGCCGUCACCAACGUGGUCUGCACGCUGGUGUUCAGCAGCACCUACGGCCACGGAGACGCCGAGCUGCAGGAGGUGAUCCGCUACAACAACGGCAUCGUGGAGACCAUCGCCAGAGGAGGACUGGUGGACAUCUACCCCUGGAUGAAGGUCUUCCCUAACAGGUCUCUCAGUAAACUGAAGGAGUGCAUCACUGUCAGAGACCGACUCCUGAGCCGGAAACUGGAGGAGCACAAGGUGUCGCUGAGUGAUGGUGAUCCCCGUGACCUCCUGGAGGCCUUACUCAAGGGUCAGACAGGCAGUGGGCGGGGUCAGAAGUCACAUGGGUCAAAGGAAGAGGGGAUAACAGACGACCACGUCCUCAUGACAGCAGCCGAGGCUUUUGGAGCUGGUGUGGAGACGACGUCCACCACUCUGCUGUGGAUCCUGGCCUACCUGCUGCACCACCCCGAUGUCGAGGAUCGUGUGCAGAAGGAGCUGGACGAGAACGUGGGCUGUGAGAGAGCAGUGAGCGUGUCGGACCGCGGUAGGCUGCCGUACCUGGACUGUGUCAUCAACGAGGGGAUGAGGAUCCGACCAGUCAGCCCGGUUCUGAUCCCCCAUACUGCCAUGACCGACAGCAGCAUUGGAGGUCAUGCUGUAAGUCGCGGGACUCGGGUCCUGGUCAACAUGUGGUCGAUUCAUCAUGACCCCCGACACUGGGACAAACCUGACUUGUUCAACCCAGAUCGUUUCCUUGAUGACCAAGGUCAAAGGGCCACACCCUCCUGUUUCCUGCCAUUUGGGGCGGGACCUCGAGUGUGCGUCGGCGAAUCACUCGCCAGAUUGGAGCUCUUCCUCUUCCUCUCCUCUCUGCUCCAAAGAAUGAGCUUCAGGCUGCCAGAUGGGGAUUCCCUGCCUAACUUGCAGGGGCGUCUGGGUGUGGUCUUGCAGCCGCUGCCUUAUAAGGCUGUAGUCAUUCCACGCCCAGGAUGGGAGGGCGGGGCUAAAUGAAAAGGGGAGGAGCUUAACAUAAAGACAAAAAUAGAGUUGCUCACAACUACUUUGAACUAAUUUCUUUUUAUUUAAAUAUGUGUGUUAAAAACAAAUUUUAAAUAGAAGGAUUUUUUUUACUUUGUAAAAUAUUCUCUGCAAACAUGUAGUUUUAUCACACCUUUCAUCAGGUUUCCAACCAUCCAGUAAAACCAGUAACUUCCCUGCAUUUUAAUCUUAAAAUUCUUAAUUUUAUUAUUAUUAAAGUGUUCAUCUUAUUUAAAAAAAUGCUUUGUUCUGUAUUUUUCAGGAAGUCACUUCAAGAUAUGUUCAUUUUCACAUCAACCCCGACUGAAAACUUAUUUGUUUUAUGUUGUAAGUCACAACUUGUGACACUGUGAGCCGCUUAUUAAAAAAAAUCUACAUAGACAGAUUUAUGGCAAUGGUACGUGUAUCCUGCUUGAUUGCACAAUAUAAAAUGACAAAUAAUUUUGUUAAUUCAACUCUAUAAAAAAAAGUAAAAAAAAUAGAAAAAGAGAGGAAAAAAAAUCUACAUUGAGGUAUUUUACGUAUGGCGGGAUAAAGACUUGAAAGCAAUAUCUGUAAGGUAUCCAAGACCUCUUGGUGUCACCAACUGGACCACUCUGCAGCCCCUAAAAUACUCCCCCCACCAUAACUUAAUAUCCACAUAUACGACUAAUCUGAUUUCUUUAAUUCUAUAUAUAUUGGCCUGGAUAUAGUUUUAUGUUUAUUAAUAAUCUUCCUGCAUAAAAGGGUUAUGGUUCUCCAAUGCAAGACCAAAGAGCUUGGAUGUAGGGGUGGAUGAAGGUUCCUUAUGUCAACAUGGCAACCAAUCUCAUCCUAAUAUUCAGUGCUGUUUAGUAAAGAUGACAAAAUAAUGAGCUUCUAUUAUCUUAUGUUAUCAAUAAAAUAAACAUUUUAUGCAUAAAGCAUUGUUUUUUUAGUAUGAACAUGGUACUUUUUGGAUUCAUCAGCAGCAAUGUGAUUAAAGCUGUUCUACAUUAAACACACAGACGGACAGACAACUUUUAGAUUCAACAGUUUUAUUCAUUAUAUUUCCACACUUUUAGAACAGGCUGGUUUAGUUAUGUCACACAUACAUACAUUCAUACAUACAUACACGCCAACUGUUACCUUUAAUAAUACUAAUUAGUCUUCUUGUCAUUUAAAUAAUACAGGAUUUUAAUGUUUUUAAAAACUUCUCCUCUUCCUCCGAUUCUGAUGACAGAAACCUCUGCGAGGACAAGUGAGAAGACAGUUAAAAUCCUGUAAACGGGUGGGAACGACUCAAAUAGUGUGGUUUUAUUAGGGAAUCAAAUUGUUUUGUGAAACAUCACAGGGGGACUUCAAAUUUGAAAUAACUUAAAGAGAUGAAAUCCAAAUGAAGGUUUAACUGGCUUCACAUUUCAAGGCCAAGAAACAGGAAAGAUGAUAAAUUAAA